Messenger RNA from Rhineura floridana, 3920 nucleotides. RefSeq names its product monocarboxylate transporter 13-like. Bases 192 to 1589 code for a protein of 465 amino acids. The record is from RefSeq and is a predicted model, not a curated record. Lineage: Eukaryota; Metazoa; Chordata; Lepidosauria; Squamata; Rhineuridae. Gene Ontology annotation, molecular function: monocarboxylic acid transmembrane transporter activity. The transcript is spliced from 6 exons. Gene Ontology annotation, biological process: monocarboxylic acid transport; transmembrane transport.
CGCCCCCUUCGGGAUCCUGCAACCUUGGAGCGUCGCUCGCGCCGGCUGCCGCUGCCUCAUCUGCUGCGCGCCCCCCCCCAACGGGUUCAAGCCACCUGGACUCCCUCUAUGGUCCUCAGGACCCCUCCAUGGCCCACCUGUCUGAAGAAGGCCAGAGAAGGGUUUUCAGGAGCUGACUGCGGGCAGGAUCCAUGCCGGGCCGGGCAGUGGUUCACCCUGAGCCCCCCGACGGAGGGUGGGGGUGGAUGAUUGUGCUGGCGGCCUUUGUCCAGUCGGCCUUGGUCUUUGGCGUGAUCCGCUCCUUCGGGGUCUUCUUUGUGGAGUUUGUGGCGUACUUUGACGAGUUGUCUGGACGCAUCUCCUGGAUCACCUCGAUCGGGAUCGCUGUGCAACAGUUUGCAAGUCCAGUGGGAAGCGCCUUGAGCUCUUGCUAUGGGGCACGACCUGUCGUCAUGGCUGGUGGGUUCUUCUCGGGCCUGGGGCUCCUCUUGGCCUCCUUUGCCACCUGCCUGACUCACUUGUACCUCUGCAUCGGGCUUCUUUCAGGUUUUGGCUGGGCCUUGGUCUUCACCCCCUCUCUGGCUUCCAUGGCUCGAUACUUCAAGAAGCGCCGGGUGCUGGCCACAAGCUUGGCGUUGACAGGUGUGGGCAUCUCCUCGUUUGCUUUCUCCCCGCUCUUCCAGUUCCUGGUGGACAUCUACGCGUGGCGGGGAGCCCUGCUCAUCGUGGCAGGCAUGUCCUUCAACCUGAUGGUCUGCGGGGCCCUCAUCCGCCCUCUGACCCUCAAAGAGGACGUGCCCGGCCCUGCGAGAGGAGAGGCGGGUGGGCUCUCUUGGGAGAAGUUCUCCUCGCUCUUCGGUCUACACCUUCUGUCCCACUGUCCUUUCAUGCGAUUCGUCCUUGCCAUCACCCUCAUCAACACCGGAUAUUUCAUCCCUUACAUCCACCUGGUGGCCCGGGCGAGGGAGCUGGGCUUUGACGAAUAUCAGGCGGCUUUCGUGAUGUCAAUGGCGGCUGUGGCUGACCUGUGCGGCCGUCUCUUCUCCGGCUGGCUGGGGAAUUGCAGAGCUUGCCACCUCAUCCACAUCCUGGUGACCUGGACGUUCCUGACUGGUGUCUCCUUGGUGCUGAUUCCGUGGGGCCGCAGUUACCUGCUUCUAGUAGCCAUCAGCCUCUGCUACGGCUUCUUCUCUGGAGCCCUCACGCCCAUCGUCUUCUCCAUCAUUCCUGAGAUUGUGGGCAUCGGGAAUAUCUUCAGCUCCAUGGGGCUCCUGCAAAUGAUAGAGAGCAUCGGGGGGCUCAUGGGGGCGCCUCUUUCAGGUUGGCUGAGGGAUGCAACAGGCGACUAUGUGGUCUCUUUCUUAGCGGCCGGUUCCUUCAUCUUGGCUGGAACCCUCGUCCUGGUUACUUUGCCCAACUUCUUCAGCUGCCUGGCCUCGCCUGCUGUCCCGGAACCCAGCACCAAAGUGAAGACUGGGGAGGGCACCCCCUUGGCGUCGGCCCCUGUCCCCGUGGUCGUCCUGUCUCCCCAUGACUACCACCCCUACAAGGUCAUACCUGAGAUACACGAACCGCUGCCAAAGAGCUGAUAAUCCCUUUCCCAACCUGGCACCCUCCAGGUGCUGCUGGACUACAACUCCCAUCAUCCUGGGCCGUUGGUCGUGCUGGCUAGGGCUGAUGGGAGCUGUAGUCCAAAACAUUUGGAGGGCAUCAGGUUGGGGAAGGCUGUCCUGGUGGCAUCUGGUGCCACUUGAGGGCAACAGCUUCCAGAGCAGCAUCUAGAGAGAGCGCUAGCUUGUUGGGACCAGUGUGAGGGGGGAGAGAGAGAGGCUUGGGUCACACCCACACCAUAUGUUUAAACACACUGAAAGCACAGUGGGAAGCCUGGGAACUGUAGUUUGUUAAAAGUGCCGGGAAUUGUAGCUCGGCAAGAGGUAAGCGAGUCUUUCCAGGAUUCUUCAGGGGAAGCCAUGUGCUUUAGAUGUACGGUGUGGCUGUGUUGUUGAAGGAGAGAAGAGGAGCUGGUGCCCCGUGCAGCAGCUGGUAGACUUUUCCCACGCUGUGCCUUAAUUAAUGCUCCGCUUUUACUCUGAGCCGCCCAAAAGGGUGGAGGUGCGCAAAAACAGAUUUCUUGUUAUGAUGGAGGCCUGACACGAGGGUGAACUGUGGACCUCAGUUCCCCAGAGGAAUGUCUGCUGUAAGGUUUCACGAGCCUUGGGGUAACCCCAGCAUUGCUGUCGCCUCUGUGCCAGCAACAAGCGGCUCAGGACUCCAAAGCUCCUUGUGCUGAAUUGGUAACCCUUUCCUCUUUUCUCCACUGGGCUCCCCAGCCUCUCAGCUGACACUUCCAUUUCACCCUGCAGCCUGUCAAGGGCUUCCCUGAAGGACUGGAAAAGGAGAGUCCCUGUCUGUCUCUCCACUUGUGGGGAACCUGUGAAACAUCUCUCCGAGUGCGUCUUAGGCCACAUUCACACCAGACAUUUAUGCCACUAAUAUUGCACUUUAAAUACUCAUAGCUCCCCCCAAAGAAUCCUGGGAAGCGUGGUUUGUGAAGAGGGCUGAGAGUUGUUAGGAGGCUCCUAUUUUCCUCAGAGAGCUACAAUUCCCUGAGUGGUUUAACAGUCAAUCCCUCUUCCCAGGGGACUCUGGGAAUUGUAGCUCUGAGGAGAUUACCCUUCACAAACUACACUUCCCAGGACUCUUUGUGGGAAGUCAUGACUGUUUAAAGUGGAAUAAUAGUGGAAUAAAUGUACAGUGUGAAUGCAGCCUUUAGCGUAGGCAGCUGCUGUAGCUAUUCUGCCUUCGCCCACAUUCCAUGCCAAUGGAUCAAUGGACUGGUUCGCUUCCCAACCUUCCCCUUGUUGGAAAGGUAAGCUGCAUCUCUUGGAGGGGCAGGAACCAUUUUUUUCCUGGGAGAUGCACGCACCUACCCACACCCUGCAGCAGUACCCCCAAAGCUGCCUCUCUGUGGGUUGCACUCUUGGUCACAGGAGUUAGCAGAAACCAGCCGUUGCUGAACGGGACCAUUUGGAGCCAUCCCAAGCAAACUCUUCAUAUUUUGCUCCAUUGUUGUGUACUUGUAAAAAGUCCUAGAAUGGUGUCCAGAGGGAGCUGUUCUCUGAAGGUACAGCCUCUUGAGAGAUGACCUGAUGAUUUGCUUCAUGCUUUCGCAGGGCCCUUGCUGCCAAGAGAGGGUUGUAGGGAGAUGGUCAUCACACACACCGCAGCACACAAAUCUGCUAUCCAAGGUUUUUGCCUGCUGCCUCUCAGAAUGGGGGGGGGGAUUCCUAUUCCUCCCAUGGCAGGCUGAUGCAUUUUCUGCCUUAGAAGUGUCACAGAGGUCAGUGAGAGAUGAGUCUUGAAUGUUUCUUGAUGUGGUUUUGCGAAUGCUCCGACCUGCCUGGGUUGUGUCUCGGCAGCGCACCUUGUGGAAAACCUAUGAACGAGGUCUUGGGCGAGUUGUGCUAGAGCAGAAUGGGGCACUUUCGAUGCUGGUUUAGCACACCACUGGAAAAGCCAUCACAGCAUUUUGAUGUUAUGUGGACAGUCGCAGGGAAAGGCCUGCCUUCUGUCUGCAAGGUGUCCAAAUCCUGUGAUCCUGUAACUCACUCGAUUCGCAGACCUACGUGAAAGACCAUUCUGUUCUCGGCAACCCCAAAUUUGGCCCAUGUAUGCACGGACCCUGUUCCAUUUGCCACCUGCCAUCCGCACAAUUAUGGGUUUGAUUUCAUAACUUGCUGCAAGGACUGAACCACUGGAAGGAAAAAGGAGGGAGUAAAUCGUCAACUGUGAAAGGCAACGGCGGGGGGUCCUUCUUACGAGAAGAAUAAAACAUGUUUUUAAGCAACAAAGCCUUUAAAGAUGUCUCCUUUCAUUUUUUAUUAAUUUAAUAAUUUUGACAGAUUAUGAAAUAAAAUUAC